Molecule: messenger RNA, 3516 nt
Organism: Penicillium waksmanii
Lineage: Eukaryota; Fungi; Ascomycota; Eurotiomycetes; Eurotiales; Aspergillaceae
Exons: 2
Coding region: 1-3516 (1171 amino acids)
Source: RefSeq, a predicted model, not a curated record
AUGAAUCGAUUUCGCAAGAACAAGAAGGUCAAGGAGGUGAAGGAUACUUUGGGUGAGCUGGAGGGUGGCUCAUCAAGUUCCUCCCCCUUUAGCUUGAAACCGUCUAAGAAGAAGGAUGCCCCCGAAUCGACACCACAGCUAGAUUUUACCGCAGCCCUCCCGCCGACAGAUGAUUUUCGAACCAGCCUACUAAUGCCGAAGCUGUCGGCCCGGUUCAGCAUGCUGAGAGAGCAGGACGACCCGGAAUCCAAGAUAGGCAAGGCUAGUGAUGACAGUGUUCUGUUUCCCAAGCGUGCCUCUCGACUGAACCUCUUUGGACACAACCCCAACAUGCUCACCGAUAUCGACGAAGUAUCCUCCAAUGAUGGCAGCUGCCGACCUUCGAUGGCCCUGGGACGUACCGACUCUUAUGCUUCCGGUGAUUUAGGAUAUGGCACAGACGAUGAUCGUUCCCAAAGUGGUAGCAUGAUGAGCAGAGCUCGACGAGCGGAUGGCAACAACCUAUUCGGAGGCCGACAAAAGGUGUAUCGGAUCCCUGUACGCCCUGGCGGAGUCCCAUCGCCCGUUUCGCCUGGCGCGGCGGCUAGUGGGAUGGGCAGGGCAGUGUACGAGCAUGACCUAAACCUGUCCGCUUUCCAAAAGAUGAGACGCAAGGAGAAGGAGGAAAGAAUGGCCGCAGAUGAAGCCGCACGCGACUCCAUCUCCCACGAAUUUGAAGACGCCAAUUCGACUAGUUCGUCACACAACCGCACAACUUACUCCUCCACAGCAUCUGGACCUACCGUCGACCCUCGCACAUCAACUGCAGCCACCUCGAUCGAUGAGAGUCAAUUUGGUUCAUCUCAGUCACAGCCACCUUACACAGGAGCGCCAGAAGGUCCCCUCGAGGCUCGGCCACCCUCCGCUAUGUCUGCCCCACGAAAUGGAUCUGUCCGAACCCGUCGUCUCUAUGGCCAGGGCUUAACACAGGCCGCACAGAGCCAGCAGAAUUCGACCUUGAAUCGUCUUGAAAGUCUGAGUCGCCAGCGUUCCGGAACACCAGAUUCGACUUUGAAUCGUAAUUACUCCCGGAGUGCCGUCAACCUACGUGAUCGACUGCAAAAACUUGCCAUUGCGGAGCCAGCUACGACGUCUCGACCAACCAGCCCGCCUUCAUCCGCCACAUCGCCGAAGCAAGCGCCAGUCCUCGAGCCGCUCUCCAAAGAUCGUAUCUCACCUACUGCUGCUACCUUUGGAAACGCCCCUCCCCUGAGCCCCCCGUCUAGUGAAACUGGCGAUGGUGCUUCCUUGUUAGCUGCAGCAUUAAACCCGGAGGACCACGGCAAAGCAACCGCCAUGGGUCUCUUCAACAGACCUGCCACUGGCUUCGAUGAGCAGGCAUUCUCGCGCCGUCAAUUAGCGAUGCACCAAGGUCGGGCCACUCCACCACGCCGAUCCUCGCCCCCACGUCAGGCUCCUCGGUAUGAACCUGGAGGUCGCUCGCGAGGCAUGUCUAAGUCAAGCUAUCGGUCUAGAGCCGAGUCAGGUUCCUCGCACUAUAGCAGCGAUGCUCACCAUGGCAUGGAUCAGUCCCGGGAUGCAUCGCCUUCGCGACCUGGAGUGAGAACCUUCUACGCUAACUCGACUGCAAGCGAGUCUGGAGAUGAAGGCGAUGAGCGCCCGUCUUACGAGGUCUCUUCUGUUACAUCGGAAUAUGGACAAUCCCUACGCAAUUCAAGCAUCGCCUCCAAACCACCUACGCCAAAUGGUGAGCAUCUCGAGACUCUUCCCGAGGUCCGCUAUUCGGAUCUCGGCGACCUUAAGCCCAUUGAAGAGAAUUCGAUGCUGGAGGCCACUGUGUUCAAUGAGGAUAGCAACGAUCUACCUCAAAGACCCGACUCGUCAGUCCUUCAAGCUGGAUUCGGCCUCAAAGGAAUCAGUUCUCAUCUUCGCCAGGAGAGUGACGUAUCCUCCAUCUAUCCUCCUCCUUCCCCUCGGCUGCCACAAUACGAGCAGGGUAUCCAAGAAGCCGCUAUUCCCGAGAAGCACAUCUCUCCCGCCGAGGAGAUUCCCCAGGAGGACGCCACUCGGCCAUCCACCGAGCAGCCAGAGACAUCGAGCCCUCGGGCAUCCUCUCGACACUCUUCUGAGACGACAGUGAACCGUUCCAGCGAGGACUCCUCAGAUAACGGGACCUACGAAAAGGAUCCGUCGUGGAAAGAAGAGCUCAACUACCAUCACCGCAGGGAUGGCAGCACUGAGACCCAGAGGGAACGAGAAGAAUUUGCCAUCGAGCUCGCGGAGCGGCGCAAGAAGGUCCAAGAGAAACUACGCAGCGUAGCCGAGGGCGAGAGUCGCCCUGGAAGCCCUACGACUGGUCGUUCAACUCCGGAUCUGACUGGACCCAAAGCCGGCAAUGCUUUCUCUCUUUUGAAGCACAAGUCAAGCAAACCGGGCUUCCAGAGACCCGAUCAGAAUGGCUUGUACGGCUUUAACAGUUCCUCUACUCCCGCGUUGAUAGAGGAGACUUGGCGCCACGAUGAACGGCCCCAGACGAACUUUGGCCGCAACGCCAAGUCCCGCGAGUCAAGCCGCAGCCGUGGUCCCUCGCCGCAACCCGGUUUCCGAUCUCAGAGAGACCGCUCGGGAUCUGAGGGCUCAAGCCGAUCCAAGAGCCGCACUAGACACCGCGAUCGCGAUGAUUUGCAAACUGUCGAGGAAGGAACGGUCAUUGCCCACGACAAUUUUGUGAUGCCGGACAACUUCGAGCCCCCUGUACCCGCCUCGGUUCCCGGCUCGCGGCGCCAAUCGUCGGAAUUCAAUGAGCCUCACGCUGGCAUGUAUGACCGCUCCCCUUCUGCUGCGUCGGGCAGAUUUCGCAGCGCAAGCCGUUCUGGUACCCCCAGCUUCCAUUAUGAACGACCUUUCCAAUUCCCGCAGGCUGCUCACCCUCCCUCAAUCAUUGGUGCAACUCCACGACCAUCUCCCGCGACCCCGGCCUACUCGGCUAAUGCAACCCCUCCGCUGAACGAUGUUCCCUCCGACCAGUCUUCGACAUCUCUGGCAGCAGCAGCUAGCAGUGCGAGCACCCUGCCCCAGCGUGCUCCCGGCCACGCCAUGCUCCAAAAGCGCCCUAUCAACAAGAAGCUGAUUUCGGAGCCGACCUUCCUCUCAUCGACAUCGAACGUCCCUACUGUUGGCCUCCCUCCAGGUGGUGCUUCUCCGCCAAACGGUGCACCCCCUCUCCCUCCGAUGAAUCCGCGUCGUCGCCGUGGGACCCAAACAAUUCUCGGUGCCUUCCGCACUGAUAAACACGACCCAUCUCGGUCUGGAUCCCCGGCUCCCAGCUUCUCAGAUGAACGUAGCUCCUUCGUGGAUGAUGAGAAGCGUCCCCAAUCUCGCAACCGUCUCCGCAAGACAUCCAGUGCGGGUGGUAGCUUGAGCGCCCGGGCACGCCAGGAGGCAAUGGCCAGCCCUGCCCCUGCUGUCCCUCAAUACCCCCCGCCCGCCAUCCCCGUUGACGGUGGCAUGUUCUAA